GAGAUUAGAAAAGUAGUAGUAGAGUAGGUAACGUUGCCCAGUUCACGAUGUUCACACUCAACUUUUAGUAACAGUAUCGUUGCGGUUUCAUUUGAAUUCAGGUGCAAGUGUUUGAGAAUAAUAAUCAGAAAUGUCGACAUCUCUUCCAACAUUAUACGAACAUUACACCUCUGGUGGUAUAGUCGAAGGUCUGAAUGCAAAUCAGACGUAUUUUACGUUGAAUCAGAAAAACAUCACGCUUUUCAGCGGAGCGUUGCAUUAUUUUCGUGUUCCACAACAGUACUGGCGGGACAGACUGAAGAAAAUGAGAGCUGCGGGAUUAAAUGCUGUGGAUACGAAUGUACCUUGGAAUCUUCACGAGCCACAGCCAGGUGUGUUUGAUUUCGGGGAUGGUGGCACCGAUUUCCAAGAAAUGCUAAAUUUGGAAAAGUUUCUGAAGACCGCUCAAGAAGAAGACUUGUUAGCCAUAGUUCGACCAGGUCCGUAUAUUUGUUCUGAGCAUGAAUUCGGAGGUUUACCAAGUUGGCUUCUUCGAGAUACUGGGCUAAGAAUUCGUACUUCUGACGCCACUUUCAUGAGAUAUGUCAAAAGAUUUUUCGAUGCUUUACUACCGAUUUUAGUAGCUUUGCAAUUUACCAGAGGAGGUCCCAUCGUAGCAUUCCAGAUUGAAAACGAAUACGGCAACACAAACAGUGAUGAUAGAGACUAUAUGAACGCACUUAAAGACAUGUUUGAAGCCAGUGGUUUAGUUGAGUUAUUGUUUACGUCCGACACGCCUACUUAUGGUACUUCCGGGGCAUUACCUGGUGUACUUUACACUGCAAAUUUUCAAAAUAACUCGCUCAGAGAACUUCAAACUCUACAGUCCUAUCAACCUGACAAACCUCUUUUGGUAAUGGAGUAUUGGAGCGGUUGGUACGAUCACUGGACCGAGGAUCAUCAUAGCAUUCCCAUCGAGUAUUUUUCCUACGUUUUGGAAACAAUUUUAUCUUUCCCGGCUUCCGUUAAUUUUUACAUGUUUCACGGUGGAACGUCUUGGGGAUUUUUGAAUGGAGCCAAUCUCGAAGACUUUACCACCACAAAUAAUAGUAAAUUGCAACCUGACAUUAGCAGUUAUGAUUACAAUUCACCUUUAUCGGAACCAGGUGAUUACACUGAUAAGUACUACAGUCUGAAAUCUCUCAUAGAAAGUUACACAGUAACUAAAACCCUUAUCCCAGAAAUGCCCAAUGAAACUAUAAGAGUUGCUUAUGAUGCAAUAGAAGUAACCCAGCAAUUACCACUUAUAAAUCUCAUCGAAAAUAAUGCAGAACAUAUUAUAGACAGUACAUAUCCCAUUGCUAUGGAACUGUUACCUAUUAACAAUAAUUCUGGACAGAGUUACGGCUACAUAGUGUACAGGAAAGAAGGGAUAAAUAUUCCUGCGAACUCUGUGCUGGCAAUUGAGGGCCACGUUUGCGAUACGGUCAUGGUUCUUAUCAAUGGACAAUUGGUUUCUAAGGUGCUCACUCAGGUAGACGAUCUUGAUGGUUUCGGUUAUUGGAGAUUACCAAAUCCUUCUCUAAAUUUGGGUAGCAGUAGCUAUACGAAUGCUACACUGGAUUUGUUGGUGGAAAAUUGGGGUCGUGUAAAUUAUGGUUAUUUGAACCAGUUUAACCAAUUUAAGGGCUUGUGGCAAGGAAACGUAACAUUAAACAAUGUAGUAUUGACCAAUUGGAAGAUAAUUCCAUUAGAGUUCAAAAAACAAUGGACGAAUAAUUUGAGCGGAUGGCGAACUCCUAAUUUUGAAACCGGACCGUCGUUGUACAAAGGGAUUUUGAAUGUUGACAGUCCUUCUGAUACCUUCAUUGAUAUGAGGAAUUGGACGAAAGGGAUCGUGAUCCUUAACGGAUUUGUUUUAUCGCGUCAUUUUAGAAUAGGACCCCAGCAAACAGCUUACGCACCAGCUCCAUUCUUUGUAACAGGAAAUAAUGAAAUUGUUAUAUUUGAACAUUUCGUUCCAGCAAGGCAUAUUCCCUUUUCUAAAGAUAUCAUUUUCGAAACUGUUUCGAUAAUUGAUUCGAACACCAGUUCGGCAUCAAAACUUAUCGGAAAUGUUCAAUUCGAUCUUAUAUUAUUGUUUUUGUUUAUGGUAACUUUGCUAGGACACUUAAAUCCUUAGAUUAGAUUAGAUUAUAAUUCAAAAUCGCAAGCAUUCUAUCUGUUUGCAAUAUUAUCGUAACAAAUAAAAUCAAGUAGGUACUUAUGGCAAAUAAAUUUUAUCAGUAUUGCAUUUGAUGGAUGUCAUACUCAUUUUUUUGUAGUGGUAAUAAAUUUAUUGAAAUUGCAGUUAA
This is a messenger RNA of Agrilus planipennis (emerald ash borer), 2333 nucleotides long. Its product is annotated as beta-galactosidase-1-like protein 2. Bases 131 to 2161 code for a protein of 676 amino acids. Lineage: Eukaryota; Metazoa; Arthropoda; Insecta; Coleoptera; Buprestidae. Gene Ontology annotation, cellular component: vacuole. Gene Ontology annotation, biological process: carbohydrate metabolic process. The transcript has a single exon. The record is from RefSeq and is a predicted model, not a curated record. Gene Ontology annotation, molecular function: beta-galactosidase activity.